Messenger RNA from Pimephales promelas (fathead minnow), 536 nucleotides. The record is from RefSeq and is a predicted model, not a curated record. Lineage: Eukaryota; Metazoa; Chordata; Actinopteri; Cypriniformes; Leuciscidae.
AACUGUAUAAUUUACUAUGCUUUACUAAUAAUUUUAAAUUACUGUUUUGACUUUUCAGAGAAAAGUAAUUAUACAGCAUGUGUGUAUAUUUCAGCCUGAAAACAUUCUCAUGGCAGACCAGAAAAGUGAUCACAUUCGUAUUUGUGAUUUUGGCAAUGCUCUGAAAGUCAAACCAAAUGAAGAAUUGUACUGCAAAUAUGGCACACCCGAAUUUAUUGCUCCUGAGAUUGUAAACCAGUCACCCAUCUCUAAAUCUACAGAUAUUUGGCCAGUGGGUGUCAUAGCUUAUUUAUGCCUAACGGGAGUUUCCCCAUUUGCUGGGGAAAAUGACCGUGACACUCUGCUGAACAUCAGGAAUUAUAAUGUUGCAUUUGAGGAAAGCAUGUUCAAAGACCUUUGCAGAGAAGCAAAAGGGUUCAUCAUAAAGCUCCUCGUAUCAAACAAACUGAGACCUGCUGCCACAGAAUGUCUUUUUCAUCCUUGGUUCAAGGUAUGAUGGAAUAUUAACAAACAGGCUGCAGUAACGAUUAAUGAAG